AGAUUCUCCAGCCAAGCCGGGCGCUUACUGAGUAGGCGAUUUCGCUUCACCGUCCGUCCGUUCAUAAAAGACUUUCCUAAUUCACUGCGGCAGACAGGACAAGAUAAAAAUGUUAAGUACAUCCUCACUGGGAGGAGACUGAAGCCUCCACACUCAAUCAAAGGUUUGCAAUAAUAGGAUUCAUUUUUUAAAAGAAAGGAAAAACAAAGAAAAAAGGGGACGGAGGACAGAUGGGAUUAGAAAAUGUUGCAGUAAAAACUGUUGGAUGAGAUGAGCUCACAGCCCCAGGCUGUCUUUUGUGGACCCGCACAAUGAUCCCCGAGCCAGACUGGAUUAGCCAGCCUUGCGACUAAGGUGGGAGUCUGGAGAGCGGCUGCGGCCGGGGCGGCUGGUUCCCAGGCACUUGCGGGAGCAAAGACCAGAACGAUGCAUCAGAUUUACAGCUGCAGCGACGAAAACAUAGAAGUUUUCACCACCGUGAUCCCUUCCAAGGUGACCAGUCCAGCCAGAAGAAGAGUGAAAAGCUCUCAACACCUCUUGAGCAAGAAUGUGGUGAUUGAGUCGGACUAUACGCCUAGGCCUUUGGAGCUGCUGCCGCACCGCGGAGACCACCGGGACGCAGGGGAGGCACGCAGGUUCGGCCGCCUCCAGAAUACACGGCCACCCGGGGCGCAUCCCGCCAAAACCUCCGCCCGGCCCGCGGGGAUCUCAGAGUCCAAAGCAUCGCAUGUGUGUGCAAGUCGAGCAUAUGGAAAAUCCUUGAUUCCUCCAGUGCCCCGGAUCUCAGUGAAAGCUCCUGCAGUGCCAGCCGUGGAGGCAGCAGGCACAGGCUCCGAAAACAGGGCUGUGCUGACCAGAGGCUCUAGACAUCUCAAGAAGAUGGCGGAAGAGUAUCCAACCCUGCCCCAGGGGGCGGAGGCCUCCCUGCCUCUGACAGGCAGCGCCUCGUGUGGUGUCCCCGGCAUCCUCCGGAAAAUGUGGACCAGGCACAAGAAGAAGUCUGAGUACGUGGGAGCCACCAACAGCGCCUUUGAGGCUGAUUAAAGGUGAGCUUGUCCAGGGAUGCCAAGCUCACCCAGGUUCACUGGACGAAGGCAGGGAACUCCAGGAAUUGCACGGAGCCACACUCACCUCUGCUCGUAACCGCUCCACCUGCACCCUCUGCCCUCACUACCCCUGCACCCUGGUUGAGGAAACCGGAAAGAUGCGUCUCUGGAAGGCAAACUAAAACUUUCUUCUGAAAGUGACUUUGGGAGGAUGUGAAGUGUCUAUCCCUUUGUUGCAGCAAAGCCCUACCCGAACUGAACUUUCUCCACCCAUCAGAAAAACCUUUAAGGAAGGGAGAAGUGCUUCCUGUCUUCCGUGUGAGUUGGUCUGAAGUGUGUAAUUUCUGGUGUAAAUCUGAGAGCUCCACAUUUGAGGCAUUUUUCACUUCAUCAUUAACACACUUCACCUUGACAAGGUAUGAUUUUCAAGGGCAGAGCACUGUAUGCUCACUUAGUAGUUGUAAGAUCUGCUUCAAAGUAUCAAGAUCAGCUUUGGUCACCAUUUGGCAUGAUUGCAUGACUUCUCUAUUAUUUCUUGUGCAGUUUUGCUACAGAGAAACAUUGAAAAUCAAAUGGUGAAUGCUAAUGUUUUCUAAAGUGCCAUUGUCUAGUGGAAUUAAUACCUUGCUUUGGUACAAUUAUUUUAGCAUUUCAAAGUGCUUUCCUGUCCAUGAGCUCUUCUCUUCACAAAACCCCAACACGCAGGCUUUGGAUGUCAUAGAACUAGGUAGAGAACAAGUACUAGAACUACACACCAGUUCCUCAACUUCUCUCCACAAGACUUUCUGCUUCGCUUGCUUUAUAAACUGACUGGA
Messenger RNA from Ochotona princeps (American pika), 1861 nucleotides. It is a transcript of the gene VXN, whose product is annotated as vexin. The record is from RefSeq and is a predicted model, not a curated record. The transcript has 6 exons. The coding region runs from base 427 to 1044 and encodes 205 amino acids. Gene Ontology annotation, biological process: neurogenesis; neuron differentiation. NCBI's taxonomy places the organism in Eukaryota, Metazoa, Chordata, Mammalia, Lagomorpha, Ochotonidae.